This is a messenger RNA of Solea senegalensis (Senegalese sole), 1365 nucleotides long. RefSeq names its product programmed cell death 5 (gene pdcd5). The record is from RefSeq and is a predicted model, not a curated record. The transcript has 6 exons. Gene Ontology annotation, cellular component: cytosol; nucleus. Gene Ontology annotation, molecular function: DNA binding. Lineage: Eukaryota; Metazoa; Chordata; Actinopteri; Pleuronectiformes; Soleidae. The coding region runs from base 125 to 505 and encodes 126 amino acids.
CGGUAUUAUCCACAUUGAUUACAAUUCCUUGGGCUAGGUGGGCCUUGGCUCUGAUGAAAAAAGGAGUUCGUCAUUUUUUAAGUCGUUAUCGUAUUCUGUAUCUCUAUCCGCUCUGUUGUAAAACAUGGCAGACGACGAAUUAGAGGCGAUUAGGCGGCAGAGAAUGGCGGAACUACAGGCAAAGCACGGGGAUGGUUCAAAGAGUCAGCAAGCAGAGGAGGCCAAGCAAAGAGAAUCUGACAUGAGGAACAGCAUACUGGCCCAGGUUCUUGACCAGUCUGCCCGUGCCAGAUUAAGCAAUCUUGCUUUGGUGAAGCCAGAGAAGGCCAAUGCAGUUGAAAACUAUCUCAUUCAAAUGGCUCGAAUGGGGAGUUUAGGAGGAAAGAUUUCAGAGUCAGGCUUGAUCGAAAUCCUCGAAAAAGUCAGUCAGCAAACGGAGAAAAAGACAACUGUCAAAUUUAACAGACGGAAGGUGAUGGACUCAGACGACGAGUUUGAUGACUAACUUAAAAUUGGAAUGAGCCAAGAAAUUGGGAGUGGAUAUGCUUUACUUGGACUCUGCUUGCUGAGUCUUGGGAUGCUACACAAGUUCUUUGUGUCUCUGGAAACUUCACAUUAAGAGGACGAAAAAAAGGACAUGACUUUGACAUUGUGGCAUAAGCGACGGGCGUACAAUACACACACUGUCAAAUAUGGUAUUGUGAUGUGUUUCUUAUCAUUUAUAAAUUUGUGCUGCUUGUGUUGUGCCCCAGACAACAGCAGCAACAUGCGAUCAUCUUGUCCUUCACAGUAGUUACUUUUCAUUUCACCAUUGUUACUUACUGCAAAACGCAAAACAUACUGUUGAUCCAUUUUAUCUAGACUCAUCAUUGAUUAUUCAUUGAUUUCAAUUCAGGGCCAAUUUCUUAUCAGCUCUGGAUCAGGCACUUAAUUAUUUUCCUUUUGCUGACCUUGUGUUGUCAAAGUUUACAAAAAUAAAAAGUAAAGAAGCCUUAAAUCCAUGUUUAUUUUCAUUGUUACAACAUCAAGUGUUAAGUCUUUUGGAAAUGUUUCACUUUGCUGAACAAUACUAAUAAUAAAAUGUAAAAUAAACAAACAAGGCAUCUAACUAAUAAAUUAAAUAGAAGAAAUGUCAUACAUGUGAACAUGAGCAUAUAGUAUAGCAUGUCCCUCAUUUAAUAACCAAAACACAGGGAAGGAAUUUGAUAUUGGUGCAUUACAAACAGAUUCAAGAUUCACUGUCAUUUCAUAUUCAUAGAAAAAACGAAAUAUUGUGUCUUAUUACGACUGUGCGUUAAAAUACAGAACAUGUAAUAAACCUAGGAAAAACGUAAGUACAUAAAUAGAAGUACAAUAUAAACAUCA